This is a messenger RNA of Fusarium pseudograminearum CS3096, 615 nucleotides long. RefSeq lists its product as uncharacterized. Lineage: Eukaryota; Fungi; Ascomycota; Sordariomycetes; Hypocreales; Nectriaceae. Bases 1 to 615 code for a protein of 204 amino acids. The transcript has 3 exons. The record is from RefSeq and is a predicted model, not a curated record.
AUGAAAAAUAGUCUGGUGUAUAUGCACACCAGAGAUAUUGAUAGUGGUACUAUUAAGCUAUCUGACGAGGGGCAUCUCAUGAGAAGGCCAUUAAGACAAUCACAUGGAGGAACAAAAACCGCCUUCAGUCAGUCAGGAGGAGCAGGCUUGUUUAGCAACCCUGUUCAGUACAGCAAGAUAAUUGCGAUGCUUUUGAACAAGGGCAAAGACGCUCAAUCGUCGUGCCGAGUCCUCCAAGAAAAAACGGUGGAGGAAAUGUUCUCGAAUCAAAUUCCACAGUUCCCAAACUACGCACGGAAUCAAGAAUCACCAUGCAAGCUCAGCUUGAUGAGGCACGAAGAUGAGAUGUACCCACAACCAGGGAACCCUCCACAAGGCUGGGGACUAGGGUCAUUUCUACUACUUGAACCGGGAUCUACGGGUCGUGCCGCGGGUUCGGGUUGGUGGAGUGGUCUGUCAAACUUGAUCUGGUGGGCGGAUCCUACAAAUGGAGUCGGUGGGAUACUGGCAACCCAGAUAUUGCCUUAUGGAGAUACCGAUGUCUUUGACUGCCAGAGGCUCAUUGAAGGCGAGAUCUAUCGUAACUUGUUUAAGCAAAGGAAUGGAUAUAACUAA